CGACAGCUUCAAAAAGAAGGAUUCGAACGUGUCGACCAUGAACUGAUAAUGCUAGAGAAAGCUCGCCAACGUCGCAUACGCAAGAGCCUUGGCAAGCAAAGCAUUACCUGGGUUCGAAAUGGUUUCAAUUAAACCGGGCGAGGCGAAGACAAAUUCCUGCAUUGGCAGGCGUCUCGGUCUGAAGGUGAAUAUCAUCAGAGCUAUUGCUGUGCGCAUAAUUGCUAUCAGUAUAGAGGAUGGCGUGGAAAACUAUCUCUGGGGUGCUACGUCCAAAGAUGUCAAAAUAACAGAGUACUACGAACCAGUAGGCGUUGGCGGUAAAGCGUCAAAGAGUCUCAGGAUGAUGUCUUUGUGAGAAGCUAUGGGACUGGACAGAGCAAGAGCUUGCCGGACAUGAGCUUUGAGUAAUAUCUUUACCGUCGUGUAUUGAUUUGCCAG
This is a messenger RNA of Truncatella angustata, 438 nucleotides long. RefSeq lists its product as uncharacterized. The record is from RefSeq and is a predicted model, not a curated record. The transcript has a single exon. The coding region runs from base 119 to 355 and encodes 78 amino acids. NCBI's taxonomy places the organism in Eukaryota, Fungi, Ascomycota, Sordariomycetes, Amphisphaeriales, Sporocadaceae.